AUGAGGGGCCGUAGAAACUCACAUUCGAUGCCUGAUCUCGAUCUAGGCUCGGUUGUUGAAGCUUGUUGUGAGGAACCGGCUUUUGCGCCCUCAUCUUGCCCGAUCGAUCAAAAGAAAGAAUCAGACGCGAGGAACAAGCGCAAACGACAAACGCACGCCUUCAGCGACUCAUCUGUCGAGCGAAGGGAAAAGAAAUCGAAGGCGGCAGCAGGUGGCUCGGUGGAGGAGGCCAAUCGUAAAGAGGAGGACCGACAAAAGGGACUUCGGUCCCCAUCUUCGUCAUCAUCAGACCGGAGAUGUGACUGGCAAACGAAGGCAGCCAAGGGAUUGAGAUACGAAGCAGAAAAACGGGCGGCGAUAGCAGCUCCGGUGGUGGGGUGUUUGACUCUUCGUUUGACAGGAAAUCUCCACUUCUGGUGGAGGUUUGGGUUGAUUCAAUUGACAGGUAAGUGCACAAGAAAGAACCAAGAGGUUGUUGCCCUCUUUGGUCUCGAUGUAACAGCCAACCACUUCGGUGGUACCUUGGCAGAAAUUUGUGAAGAAGAAAAGGGUAAGAAGAAGCAAUUUUGGAUCAGUGAUUUCAUUAUUGUUUUACAAUUUCAAUCGACAGGGAGAAAAGAAACGGAAAGAGGUUGUUGCCACCUUGAUGUUCACCGGAAAUGGUAA
Molecule: messenger RNA, 666 nt
Organism: Lactuca saligna
Lineage: Eukaryota; Viridiplantae; Streptophyta; Magnoliopsida; Asterales; Asteraceae
Source: the annotation of a GenBank genome assembly